Planococcus citri (citrus mealybug) is the source of this 1937-nucleotide messenger RNA. Its product is annotated as E3 ubiquitin-protein ligase TRAIP-like. NCBI's taxonomy places the organism in Eukaryota, Metazoa, Arthropoda, Insecta, Hemiptera, Pseudococcidae. The transcript is spliced from 12 exons. The record is from RefSeq and is a predicted model, not a curated record. Bases 197 to 1366 code for a protein of 389 amino acids.
CUAACAUAAGUGAGAAGAGUAGUUUAGUUAUGUUGAUUGAACACUGAAGAGUGGUCGAUACGUUUAAUUGCGUCUUCAAUUGUCAAGUUUCAAAGUGACCGCAGUGUUUAUUUUAAAAAUUUUUAUGCAUUUGAAUUUUAAUUCAUUAUAGGAGUGUUGUGUUGAUUGUAAAACGUUGAAUUAUUGUCUUGCUAAAAUGAAUAUCAAUAUAUCCUGCACCAUUUGUUAUGGAGACUUAUUUACCACUGGAGAUGAUCAAUCCAUAUGUUCAACAAGUUGUGGUCAUGUGUACCAUAACCAGUGUCUUGUCCAAUGGAUGGAAAGAUCAAGAACAUGCCCUCACUGCCGUAAUUAUCUGGGAUAUAAUGACGUAUUCAAGUUAAAUUUACUCAUUGGAGAAACAUCUGAAGUUCAGAGUAUGGUACAGUUUAAGGAGUUGGAGAAUCGUGUGAAACAUCUUACGAAUGUCGAAUUAGAUCUGAGGACUCAAUUGGACACACAAACUAGAAUUUAUGAUGUACUUUUACAACAAAAUACAAGUGCAAUCUCAGAAUGUGAAAAAUUAAGACGAACUAUUCAGAUAAAAAAUGAGACACUAAAAGUCCAACAGGUCGCCGAACAAUGGACUAACCGGGCACUUGUACGGGAAAACAAAACAUCGAGACAAGCUAUCCAGGUUAUUAAUGAGCUAUCAACAGUCUACCUGGACAAUAAACAACGGAACGAUGCACUCGUACUGGAAAAUGAAACAUUGAGACGAACUUUUCAGAAAGAAAUCAACGAACUGAAAGACAAACUGGUCACCGAACAACGAAAAAACUAUACACUUGUACUGGAAAAGGAUACAUUGAAUCAAACUUUUCAGAUGCAAAUUAAUAAUCUAAAUACCCAACUAGUCAAUGAACAACGAGAAAAAUAUGCACUUGUACUGGAAAAGAAUACAUUGAAUCAAACUUUUCAGAUGCAAAUUAAUCAACUAAAUACCCAACUAGUCAAUGAACAACGAGAAAAAUAUGCACUUGUACAGGAAAAGAAUACAUUGAAUCAAACUUUUCAGAUGCAAAUUAAUCAACUAAAUACCCAACUAGUCAAUGAACAACGAGAAAAAUAUGCACUUGUACAGGAAAAGAAUACAUUGAAUCAAACUUUUCAGAUGCAAAUUAAUCAACUAAAUACCCAACUAGUCAAUGAACAACGAGAAAAAUAUGCACUUGUACAGGAAAAGAAUACAUUGAAUCAAACUUUUCAGAUGCAAAUUAAUCAACUAAAUACCCAACUAGUCAAUGAACAACGAGAAAAAAAAUUACUUGUACUGGAAAAGAAUACAUUGAAACUCAAACUUUUGAGAUGCAAAUUAAUCAACUAAAUACCCAACUAGUCAAUGAACAACGAGAAAAAUAUACACUUGGACUGGAAAAUCAAUCAUUGAAGGUUCUUAAAGAAGAUACUUGGAAAACUGUCAGUGAAUUAGAAAAUCGAUUGAGGUAUUAUAGAUAAGUAACGAAUGGUGUACAACACAAAAAAUUCAAGGAAAGAGUUUGAGAUGGUAUUUUAUUUUACAUGUUUACAUUUUGAUUUUAGAGUUUAGGUAUUUUGUUCGUUUAUUGUGUUCUAAAUGUCACUAACAAGUGAAUCUGUUGUAAUUUUAAAAAAAUCAAGUAUGCCAUCUGUGAUAUCACCUAUUGAAUAUUUUUAUCAUGAAUUUUUGUAACGUCUAAUCUUGGAACCAAAGAAGUACCUAUGUUAUUAUUUAAUUUGAUUUAUAUUUCCAAGAUGAACGUAAACGUUACCUACCUAUAUCUAAUUACUUUGGCACAUUAAUUUAAAUUUUCAUUAUUUUUUACAUUCAUUUUUUUCUGUGAUAGGUAUGUUUUUCAUAACAAUUUAUAAGUUUUAAAUCGGUAAUAAUUAUAGACUGCCUAUUGUGUUAAAAAUUA